Molecule: messenger RNA, 2169 nt
Organism: Zychaea mexicana
Lineage: Eukaryota; Fungi; Mucoromycota; Mucoromycetes; Mucorales; Lichtheimiaceae
Product: beta-lactamase-like protein
Exons: 7
Coding region: 70-1818 (582 amino acids)
Biological process (GO): snRNA processing
Cellular component (GO): integrator complex
Source: RefSeq, a predicted model, not a curated record
CGUCAUUUGACUCCUUCAAUUCGUAUUAAUACGCAGCAACACACCAAUUACACGACACGAAACAAAAAAAUGAGGAUCGAAUGUCUAGACCAUUCCGGCGCACGACCUACCACUUUUCUAAUUGAAUUUAAAGGAAACACGAUAUUAUAUAAUUGCCCAUUAGAAGUUAAAUCGCUCAGCAAACUUACGGGUAUCGACGAUGCUUCACCACCACCACAGCAACAACAGCAAUCAUUGAGCAGCGGUGGUGGCUUCAACCACCUUGACACGCUGCUGUCACGGAUCGUUAACAAUACCAAAAGCAUUCAAGAUGGUUCGCUUCUCGAUUUGUGUGACGACGGCUGUGUUUUUCGUACUGUGAACUUUAGUCUAGUCGACUUGAACCAGAUUGACGUUGUGCUCGUUGCCAAUAGUGAGAUGAUGCUUGGCUUGCCCUUCUUAACCGAAUAUUUGGGCUAUAAGGGCAAAAUCAUUGCUACAGAACCAACAAUUGAAUUUGCGAGGCAACGUAUGGAAGAGCUAGUAGCAUAUCAUGGCCGGCAGGGCUCGUUUAUUUCUCCCGGAUCAGCCAUCCAUUUCUCUCAGGUCGGGAGCAUGAACCGACAAUGCGUGGAUGAACAAUGGCGAUCACUUUAUACCCUUCGAGAUAUCAAGCUAUGCAUGCAAAAAAUUAAACCUGUCAGAUUCAAUGAACACCUGUCUCUUUAUGAAACUACCACACUUGUUCCUUACAGUUCGGGAUAUUCUCUGGGAUCAGCAAAUUGGUGCUUGGAGGCAACGGAUCGGAAAGUAGUGCUCAUGUCUACAUCAAGUAUCGUAUCCAAUCGACAUCCUGCUCUAUUCGACAUGUCUAUUAUGGAGAAAGCCGAUGUGGUGCUGGUAAGCGAUGUACGAACUGGUGAUCAAAACGACACGGAUCACAUUCGGAAAAGAAUAUUGGGGCAUGUUGCUAUGACCUUACAGAGUCAAAAGAAUGUACUUUUUCCAAUAUCCAUGAUCGGCAAUAUAUUUGAUUUGAUCGGGGACCUAGCAAGACAUCUAAAGGCCCUUAACAUGCCGGUGUCAUUCUACGUUGUAAGUCCUGUUGCCCGCACAAGUCUGGAAUAUGCAAAUAUUCUGGGCGAAUGGAUGACAGCAGGCCAUCAGGAUACCGUCAACACAGCACAAAAACCAUUGGAGCAUGGGCAACUCCAGCAGGAAAAAGAGCUAUUUGCAUACGACUCAUUGCAAGAUGCCAACGAUAUCAAGGAACCCUGCGUCUUAUUCACGGGCGAUCACACCUGCCUGCGUAAGGGACCUGUUGUAUCGGCGGUGGAACAUUGGGGUGGAGAUCAGCGAAAUAUCUGCAUCAUCACAGAUCCGGAAACCCUCGCAUCGCAAGACCUCCCAUCCUCUCGGAUGAAAAUGGUACCACUGAUACUGAAUACUCGGGUGUCACUCUGGGAAGUUGGAUCAAUCCUGGGCACGGCUUGUCGCAUCACCCCACCACCGCACAUCAUCAUUCCCGAUAUGCUGGGAUCUGACCGUUUUAAGGAGAGGUGGGAAAUGGAGCAUCCAGGAGCCACUCAGUUGCAUACUAUCAAUCCAGGGGAAUCUGUUUCAAUUGAAUUCACUAAUAAGAUGGAAAUGAUCGUCAUCUCGGAAGAGUUGGCAGCAAGGUUAGCUCCCCAAGCAGCUCACAAAGACGGCGUGUUUUAUGCAAUUGCGCCUGUCACUGGAUCGCUUGCCAUGUACAACAACAAUUACGAACUACAGCCGAUAACAGACCUUUGUGACGAAUACUUGCUUAAUCCAAACCACCAUCCUGCUGCUUCCUAAUGUAAAACUCACAAUAAAAAUCGGAGUUCAAGAAGAGAAAAGACACCUAAGCGGUGUAAUACGUCUCCUGUUGGCACGUGUAAUUUGAAAAGACAGUGAGAAAGACAAGAAGUCUUCAUCUGGACACCAACCGUAGAAAAGUGGACAGUGCGUUGCUUGGUAGGGAUCCAGUGCCACAUAGAGUUUGAGAAAAAAGAGGAUCUUCCGAUGUGCGAGGGGGACCAGUGUAAAAUUGAGAAGGUAAAUGUCAUCGUAUCCCUUUGAUAGGAUGAGCUGUUACGACUUCCUAAAGAAACACAGCCCCCAAAUAAGACACCAGGUCAAACAUCACCCCACCCAUAUGUUGCCGGG